GAAUAUUAUUAAUAGCAAUAAAAGAAACGACUUCAAACCAGAUUCCUGCGCAUUCCUAAUCAAUAUCUUCGAAAUUAAGCGCAAUAUACCACAAAAAGGCGGAGAUGUCAUUCAACCGUGCCCGUAAAGGUGGGCGGACUGGAGUGUCCCCCCCUCUGCCAAUGGCAAAGCACCGACACAAGACCCGAAAUCCCUAAAAUCAGCCGUCAGCCCGCGGCGGGGAGCACACUCUGAAUUAGCCCCUAUCGCGCAGGAGAUGACGGAUCGUGUCUCCGCGCCCGCAGCUCACGCACGGAUCGCGGCGCGCCGAGCAGCAGCGUAACGUCACGACAAAACUUCAGAAGUUCGCUUUCUCCACGCGCUCUCUUCAAUGUCACCAUGCGCAGCAUCUCAUCCUGCGGUGCAUUGCUGUCAGUCUACUACCCCCAGAUCUUCCUCAUCCUCACCAGCGGCAGCUACCUGGCUUUGUCUUCAGUUGUGGCUUUGGGCGCGAACAUCAUCUGCAACAAGAUUCCCGGCCUGGCCCCCCGACAGCGUGCCAUCUGCCAGAGCCGCCCAGAUGCCAUCAUCGUCAUUGGAGAGGGCGCUCAGCUGGGCAUCAACGAGUGCCAGUAUCAGUUUCGCUACGGACGGUGGAACUGCUCUGCCCUUGGCGAGAGGACCGUCUUUGGGCAAGAGCUGAGAGUAGGUAGCAAGGAGGCUGCAUUUACCUACGCCAUCACAGCAGCAGGUGUUGCCCACGCUGUGACAGCAGCCUGUAGCCAGGGCAACCUGAGCCACUGCGGCUGUGAUAGAGAAAAGCAGGGCUAUCAUGACCAGGAGGAGGGCUGGAAAUGGGGCGGCUGUUCAGCAGACGUCAAAUAUGGGGUGGAGUUCUCAAGACGCUUUGUGGAUGCCAGAGAGGUUAAAAAAAAUGCAAGGAGACUAAUGAACCUGCACAAUAAUGAAGCAGGACGAAAGGUUCUAGAGGAAAGGAUGAAGCUUGAAUGUAAGUGCCAUGGCGUCUCCGGCUCAUGCACCACAAAAACCUGCUGGACGACUUUGCCGAAAUUUAGAGAGAUCGGCUACUUACUUAAGGAGCGUUAUACCACUGCGGUUGAGGUGGAGGCUGUGAGAGCCACGCGUUUUCGCCAACCCUCCUUCUUGCGCCUCAAGCAGUCCCGUGGGUACAUAAAGCCCACCGACACAGACUUGGUUUACUUAGAGCGUUCACCCAACUAUUGCGAGGAAGACGCUGCAACGGGGAGCGCGGGAACGAGAGGGCGCCUGUGUAACCACACGUCUCCUCACACGGACGGCUGCAACCUGAUGUGCUGCGGCCGAGGCCACAACACCCACCAGUACACGCGCGUAUGGCAGUGCAACUGCAAGUUCCAAUGGUGCUGCUUCGUUAAGUGCAACACCUGCAGUGAAAAGACAGAGGUGUUCACCUGUAAAUGAGCGAGUGGAAGAGUUGAAAAGACAAGGAAGAAAGGCAAGAAGCCAAUGGAGAGAAACAGGAAGUGUUUGAAAGAGAAAUGGAAGUGUCGAACAUAUACACGGCUUCGUUUUGCACAUCAGGCAGUCUUUAUGCAAGAAAGGUCAUUGCCGAGGGAGAUGGGGAUGAAUAAUGAAGAUGCUGGAACUUUAGAGGAAAUUGCACUGAACUCAGACUGACUGUUUUGUGAUUUCAUGCAAACAUGUGGACGCUACAUAUGCAGUGCAAGGCUUUAGUUCUCAGAUGCUCACAGACUUGAGGAAGGUCACCUGAGGUCUAAAACAUAGACUCAAAACUCUUAUCGGACAGUCUAAACUGCCCACAAAAGUGACUUCUCUAUUUUUUUUUUUCAAAUUAAAGAAAGCUUAUUACAAAGACAACUUGUAAAAGAUGUAAAAUGUCCCACCAGUUGAGCCCCUAUGGGAGUUCAAGAGGAAAGAUGUGCUGCAACUCUGGAAACGCUGGAAAGCUUUAAACGUUCGGUCACACUGUAUCUGUUUGAACACUGAAAAAAAAAUACCUUUUUUCCUUCUCUUUGGAGAAAAAAAAAGACUGCAAAUGUUUAUACUGUAGUUGUCUCAUAAUGGUAUACAGAGGUGUAAACUUCUAAUAUCAUUGCUACUGAUCUGUUGCUUCUAAAAUACAACCCGAAACAAUACAGGACAUUGUGUAUGUAAAAAGAGCUUCUUUACUCCUGAAUUACUAUUGCAGUUGAUCGAUAGGAAAGUGGUCAGCUCAUUUCUACACUUGGGAAUCAUCAUCAUUUUGGUGAAUACGUUGCCAUUUGCUUCACUGGUGGUUGUGAUGCAUACUGUUGGCUUUUUUUGAAAACUUUUUUUUUUAUGAAGAGAGAAGCUUCCUUAGUCGUAUCAAGACUUGGCCAUGUAUGCUGCAUUGUCUAACCAUGUGUGGGAACGUAAGAGAGAGAGCUUUCAGAUACUUCAUAGAACUGCAAUAGGACCCACCACCAUUUGAGUGACCGACCAUUCCCACGAAUGCCAGAGACAUGGGAUUCCACAUCACUGGUCCGUCUAGUUAUAUUCUGAAAAUGGUUAAAAGGUCACUGGAAAUAUUUUGAGUAGCAACAUUUUUUUAAUCUAAAUUGUUUAUACAAGUUAUAUGGCUGGCAAAUUUGUUAAAAUAUAUUUUUUUAUGUAGAGAAUAUGGCACUUUAUGUCAGGUAUAUUCAGAGUAAUUAUUAAUACUAUUUUCCUUGUCAUAUUUUUAUUGUUUAAUUGCAGAUCUACAUUUUUUGUCCUGAUAUAAUGAUGUAAACUGUUUUUUUAUUAUUAUUAUUUUUCCUGAGUUCCCCAUAAUUUCCUUUUCAAGUUUGAUAUGAAACCAUCUCAUCUUUUUGUAGCCUGGUUGUAUUUAUACUUUUUUUUUUUUUUUUGAAGAGAUGUACAGUAAAAUCACUAGAUAAAUAAAUGAAUCAAACAGUUUGGAUCAAAUACAUUCAGCUGUGUUCAUCUUAUUACUAGGCAAAAUGUUGUUGCUAAACACACGUCAACAUCUUGCUCAAUCGACUCACUAGACCCUGCGUAAAGUUUCUUCCCAGAUGCACGGAGCGAGGCGUGGGUGUAGAUACUGCGAAACGCUGAUCUCGGAGUGACGCAGAUCUGCUCCCGCCUGGGUUUGAAUAGGCAUCCGACCUGGCUCAUUCAUUCACCCGCCGUAUGCUCUCUGCCCCUCUGGUCUUUUUCCUGUGUGUGAAAAGCAUUGCAGGCAGCCACCGGAGCAGAAGUAAAUAGGACCUGUUUUGUUAGCUGUCUGAACUGCUGGGUACCGGAACCGCGUAAGCUCCCAACACUAUACCCCGGAUUGAGAGAAAAGUCAACCCGAUUGUUUCGCACAAACAUUUUGUCAUUAAAAAAUAUGAGGCAGAAAAAACAGGGUGUUGUGGGGAAAGUAGAGGCCUCCAUUGAGGGGUAUUAAAGCUACGGGGGUGUGUGUGUGUGGACCACUCAGCUCAUUCCAGGACAGGAUGGGGCGAGAUGUGAUUCUGCAAGCUAAUACUUCUGGUCUGAUUCACUUGGGACAAACUAAGUGCAGAACUAGAUGGCUACAAGGGCAAAAAAAAAAAAGUGGUGUGGGAUACACCAAGAGAGAAAUAACUGAUGACUGGUAUCUGGUCGGUUUGGGAUAGGUUGCUAAUGUCCUGUGUAGAUUAUGCUGGACAGUAAACAUACAUUACAAUCAAUAAGAAUCUAGAGUGAAAUCCCUGUUCCUAAAAUAUAAAAGCAGCUAUUUUCCUGUGUAAAGACCCAUUUAUACUGGGUCUUUAUAUAUAAGUAUGAAGAGGAUGCAUUACAAUAGUAGCCCUAUAUAUACACUCACCAGCCACUUUAUUAGGUACACCUUGCUAGCACCUUUUGCCUUCAAAACUGCCUUAAUUCUUUGUGGCAUUGAUUCAACAAGGUUCUGGAAACAUUCCACAGAGAUACUGACAUCACGCAUUUGCUGCAGAUUUGUUGGCUGCACCUCCAUGAUGCGAAUCUCUCGUUCCACCACAUCCUAAAAGUGCUCUGUUGGAUUGAGAUCUGAUGACUGUGGAGGCCAUUUGAGUAUAGUCAACUCAUUGUCAUGUUCAAGAAACCAGUUUGAGAUGAUUUGAGCUUUGUGACAUGGUGCAUUAUCCUGCUGGAAGUAGCCAUCAGAAGAUGGGGACGCUGUGGUCAUAAAGGGAUGGAGGACAUGGUCAGCAACAAUUCUUAGGUAGGCUGUGGUGUAUAAACGAUGCUCAAUUGGUACUAAGGGGCCUAAAGUGUGCCAAGAAAAUCUCCCCCACACCAUUACACCACCAACACCAGCCUGAACCGUUGAUACAAGGCAGGAUGGAUCCAUGCUUUCAUGUUGUUUACGCCAAAUUCUGAUCCUAUCAUCUGAACAACCAGGCAGAAAUUGAGACUCAUCAGACCAGGCAAUGUUUUUCCAGUCUUCCAAUUUUGGUAAGCCCGUUCGAAUUGCAUCCUCAGUUUCCUGUUCUUAGCUGACAGGAGAGACACCCAGUGUGGUCUUCUGCUGCUGUAGCCCAUCUGCUUCAAGGUUCGAUGUGUUGUGCGUUCAGAGAUGCUCUUCUGCAACGAGUGGUUAUUUGGGUGACUGUUGCCUUUCUAUCAGCUUGAACCAGUCUGGUCAUUCUCCAUCAACAAGGCAUUUUCACCCAGAGAAUUGUCGGAUAUUUUCUAUCUAUAUUUUCUAUUUUUUGGACUAUUCUCUGUAAACCCUAGAGAUGGUUGUGUGUGAAAAUCCCAGUAGAUCAGCAGUCUCUGAAACACUCAGACCAGCCCGUCUGGGACCAACAACCAUGCCAUGUUCAAAGUCACUUAAAUCACCUUUCUCCCAUUCUAAUGCUCAGUUUGAACUUCAGCAGAUCAUCCUGACCAUGUCUACAUGCCCAAAUGUACUGAGUUGCUGCCAUGUGAUUGGCUGUUUAGAUAUUUGCGUUAACGAGCAGUUGAAAAUGUAC
Molecule: messenger RNA, 4946 nt
Organism: Ctenopharyngodon idella (grass carp)
Lineage: Eukaryota; Metazoa; Chordata; Actinopteri; Cypriniformes; Xenocyprididae
Gene: wnt7ba
Product: wingless-type MMTV integration site family, member 7Ba
Exons: 4
Coding region: 379-1440 (353 amino acids)
Biological process (GO): positive regulation of JNK cascade; multicellular organism development; canonical Wnt signaling pathway
Cellular component (GO): extracellular region
Molecular function (GO): frizzled binding; cytokine activity
Source: RefSeq, a predicted model, not a curated record